Molecule: messenger RNA, 459 nt
Organism: Mesocestoides corti
Lineage: Eukaryota; Metazoa; Platyhelminthes; Cestoda; Cyclophyllidea; Mesocestoididae
Source: the annotation of a GenBank genome assembly
AUGGAUCGAACGGACUAUCGCACGCCGACACGGCAAGGUCAUGUUCGACGUGACGAUGGGUCGCGACACCUGGUCAAGGCAUCGCAACCACCUCCGAUUGAGAAAAGAUUCUUCGACAGCAAAUCGCCAGACCAGCAUCCCACAGGAUGUACUUUUCGACGCUUUUCAGCUGCCGCCACCGAUCGCAACGCUUGUGAAGACCAACAGAGAUCAACUAGCAGCAGACAGGUCUUCAUACCCAAGGAAGAGCAGCCGAAAACAACAGAAACCAAACCUACUCCAAGUCGACCCAAAGAAGAAUUGUCAUUAGCUUUUCAAGGAGAAGAGGUCUACCCUAACUUGAAUUGGUUUCGUUUUCAUCUUCGAUUCCUGACUUCUCUGCACUUGGCUGACGUGAAUAAAGCUCUCUGCACGGGCUCUGAUCUUGUUGUUGCAUUUGCCUGGGAAGGUCGGUUCUAG